Messenger RNA from Cokeromyces recurvatus, 671 nucleotides. RefSeq lists its product as uncharacterized. The transcript has 4 exons. The record is from RefSeq and is a predicted model, not a curated record. Lineage: Eukaryota; Fungi; Mucoromycota; Mucoromycetes; Mucorales; Mucoraceae. Bases 45 to 629 code for a protein of 194 amino acids.
UUUUUUUUUUUUAUUUAUUUAUUUUUUUUUUUUAUAAAGUAACAAUGAAAUUCUACAUCUUAUUGUCUGCUUUGUUUAUCGCUGUUAAUGCACAGGUUCGAUCCCCAACAUACUUAUAUAACGUGACGUCUCCAAAGGUUAAUGCACCUUACGUUGCUAGUCAAGCGCUUCCUUGUAUUUACGAUAUUGCAGAUAAUGCUACUUCUGACAAUCUUCAACUUUCAAUUGUGUUAACUGGUAGCAACGAUUACUAUAAAGUUCUAACUGCCUCUGCUGAUAUUAGUCAGGGCUUUAGCUUUCGAAAGGAAAUAGACGGCGCUACUGUCUAUGAACAUCAAUUCAAUUAUAACAUUCCUUCUAAUACAACUGCUGGAGAUUAUAUAGUCGCCUUUGUUGAUGGCUUCUCUCAAACAAAUGUUAGUAUUCCAAUUACAAUUGGUGCAGCACCUAAAACUCCUUCAUCCACAGCCCUUGCUUCUGGUACAGCGUCCUCUGUUCCUAGUAGUUCUACCACAUCUUUCCAAAGUAUCUACAAUCAAAUUAACUCAGCUAAUACCACUCAUGUUCAACAUCUAUCCAAGCUCCUUCUUUUGGUCACUUUUAUUUUUACUUUAAUACAAUUCUUCUAAUGAUAAUUUAAUAUUAUUUAUUAUUAUUAAAAAAAAAUUACA